UUACAAAUAAAUCAAACACAUUUUCAAUCCAGCAAUAAUCCUUCCAUCAAUCCCAAACUCCAUUAAUUAGCAGACCAAAAAUCAGAAAAUGAGCUCAAAAACUAUCAAACAAAUAUCAGAAAGCUUCAUCAACCCAAAAAUUGAAGUAAAUGAAACCAAACAACCUUACCACUUAUCCCCCAUGGAUCUAUACAUGAUCUCUAUGCAUUACAUCCAAAAGGGUCUUUUAUUCAAAAAACCAUCAUCAAACUUUGAUAUCACCAAACUUGUUCACCACCUUAAAGAAUCCCUUUCUCUCACCCUGGUCCAUUUCUAUCCACUCGCCGGUCAACUAUCUACGAAACUAAAUGACGACCGACAAAGCCUGGUUUUCGUCGAGUGCAACAAGGGUCCGGGAGCAAGGUUCAUCCAUGGUUCAGUCGAUAUGACCAUUUCUGACAUACUUUCACCAACCUAUGUUCCUGUUGUGGUUCAAUCGUUUUUUGACCAUCACAGGGCGGUUAACCAUGAUGGUCAUUCUAUGUCUUUGGUUACGGUUAAAGUGACUGAGCUUAUUGAUGGGGUUUUCAUCGGAUGUUCCGUGAAUCAUGCUGUCGUCGAUGGUACAUCUUUCUGGCAUUUUUGGAAUAUGUGGUCCGAGAUUCAUAGUUCAAACUAUGAGGAAGUACCUUUGUCGCGUAUGCCCAUCCAUAAACGUUGGUUUCCUGAAGGGUAUGGUCCGCAAAUUCUACUUCCGUUUGCACAAGUAGAUGAAUUUGUUAGCCGAUAUGAAGCACCUCAGAUUCGGGAGAGGUUCUUCCAUUUCUCGGCCGAGUCCAUGGCAAGACUAAAAGAUAAAGCAAAUGAGGAUAAUAACAAUAACACCAACAAAGUAUCUUCCUUUCAGGCCUUGUCUGCACUCUGCUGGCGAGCAAUCGUUCGAGCAAACCACCUACCAAAACAUCAACUCACAAGCUGCAAAUUAGCAACAAACAACAGACACAGGCUAAAUCCACCUCUAUCACAACAUUAUUUUGGUAAUUGCAUUGGCGUAAUCAAUACAACCACAACAGCUGGUGAACUACUUGAACAUAAUCUGGGUUGGGCUGCAUCAUUGUUGCACCAUACAGUGGUGAACCACAACGAUAAAUCAGUUCGCGAUUUCUUUAACAAAUGGAUGAAAUCUCCUGUUGUUUACCAGCCAAAUAAACAGCUUGAUUGUUACAGUGUGAGGAUGACGAGUUCGCCAAGAUUUGACAUGUAUGGAAAUGAAUUUGGACUCGGAAAAGCAGUAGCUGUUCGAAGUGGGAAUGCAAAUAAAUUGGUGGGGUCGGUGAUUUCGUAUGAAGGAUGUGAAGGUGGAGGAAGUUUAGAUUUGGAAAUAUGUUUGAGUUCUGGUUUGAUGGAAGCUCUUGAAUUAGAUGAGGAGUUUAUGGGUGUUGUUGAAUUAAAGAAAUAAUGAUAAAAAAAAAUGAUGUACAGGAAAUUGAACCUGACGUGAAUCGAACACGCAACCUUCUGAUCUGGAGUCAGACGCGCUACCAUUGCGCCACAGAUCCUGUUUGUAAUAAUAUUGGUUAAAUGCUCACCAA
Spinacia oleracea (spinach) is the source of this 1571-nucleotide messenger RNA. RefSeq lists its product as uncharacterized. The record is from RefSeq and is a predicted model, not a curated record. The transcript has 2 exons. The coding region runs from base 89 to 1438 and encodes 449 amino acids. Lineage: Eukaryota; Viridiplantae; Streptophyta; Magnoliopsida; Caryophyllales; Amaranthaceae.